AUGGGCACGAAGGGCGACAUGUUCCCUAUGGUGGUCAGUAGCCGGAAAGCGACCCAGUUCGGCGGUGUACUUGCUUCAACUCGAGGAGAUCGAGGAGGAACGGAUGUGCCGCGCGUAGUCGACCCAGCGUGGGCCUACGAGGGCUCAAGUGUAAGCGACACCGAACGAGAAAACAACGGAAGAACGGAGAUACCUGGACGCGGCACCGACGUGGCGUCGAGCGGACGAGACGAGUCAGGGUCGCAAGCACAAGACUUCCGGCGGGCAGCGCGCGCGCGAAAGGAUGUAGCGGCGACGGGUAUUGUGCCACACCGUGGCUGGUACGGCAAUCUGGGCGGUGACGAGAAGAGAACGGCGGGCGGCAAGCCAUCGAGCGCAGCCACUAGCGCAUGCGACAGGGAACGGGAGGAGGUCGGAGAGUUCUUGAUGGCGGCGAGGCGAGUCGUCAAAUUCGGAAACGACUGGCCACGGCUACAUCAGCAAGCUGUACACGUGUCAUGGGGGUCGAGGCAGGUCACAACAGCAGUGGUAAAGGAUAGACGCACCAGUAGAAACCCUGCGAUAUGCCGUCCAGCUUCUUUGCGAGUCGAAGGCGUAAUAUCAAGUCGACGAGGUACACCGCACGUGCACACGAAUGCGAGAAACGCAUCAGACCUCCGAGGAGAUACCCUGGGGCACGAUGGCGCGACAACGGAGGAACUCGAUACGUGCGAGCCAGACGAGCCGCAGGAGCGACGGGCGGAGCAAGCGCAGGCGUUCAGACAGGGUAUGAAUCGAGCAACUGAGAUCGUACUCACCUACGGAUUCUUCCCCACCAACUACGCGUACCCUCGACGUUCAUCUCCCUCCGCGAGAACUGUCUGGCAUGUGCAAGAGCACGCGACGAGCGCAUUCGAGCUCGGAGUUGAGGACGUGCCCCUUCCGGGCAGACAGCGGGACGAUGAUGGACGCGACUGCGACUGGGAGCGUGCUGACGUGGCGAGAGAUCAACAAGGGACCAUGAUCGCGAUGGACGAGAGACAACACAACGAGAUCCGGAGCGAGGUCCACAGGCAGUCGCAGGCAGAGGAGAGAGGACUCAGGCGAAAGACGAUCGCUCAAGCGCCCGAACCACGGUCUGCACAGCGUACUGGCGCCUCGCUGACGGGUUGGGAUCGCGACUCACAGUCAGACGGAAGCGAGAAGUGUAGCAGCGAGAGUCUAGCGACGGACAGGAAACAGACGAGCUUCGAGGACGACGCGUCACAGAGGGAACAAGACGACUUCAGGAAGACGGCACGGCGGAGCAUUGCCGGGCGGGAUGAUUCCUCAGAGGCAAAGCAGCCAGACGCGGAGGGAACAUCAACUCGCUCGCGCGCGGGACCGCUGUUCUUGCCAGUCUUGGUCAUCACAUCCGGGCGGAAGGAAAGGGUACACGUAUGCAAGGACGCGACGAGCGGAGUGUCUCCUCCGAAGCGACUGGAGGGCGGUGACGGGAGCGGCUGUCGCCGACGAAGAGCUGAGGGCGAUUGGCACUCAGGCAAACGGUCGGACACGAAAGGAAGUAUCGAGGACGCGGGUACAGGAAGUCAAGCUCGAAUCAUGCGGUCGGUCGAAGUGAAGAGUAUCUAUUGCGAGGCUACCUACAACAGACGGACGAGUCGAACCAGCGCGCCCACGGGAGAAUUAAGCGACGCCCGCUCGGAAGUCACGGCGAGCCGGCAACUUGAAGUUCCGUCUAUCCAGACGGGACGCGAGUACGGGUGCGAGAGCACGGACAGGCGAGCAGUUGCGGGUACGGCACGGGCGAGCUCAGAGAUGGAGGUGCGCCAGUGGAAACAGCGAGAGCGGGACAGAUCUCUGGAUGCAUCGAGACGACAAGUUGCGGAUUUAGACGGGGAACGGGAGCUACGGGAGGAGCGGGAUGAAGGAACGCGGACGUUCGGACGCACGCUGGCGACCGAGAUUGCCAGGCGAUAUGCGAAGCGAUCACCAGCUAGCGGUGACGACCUCGUGGAGGGAGCGGAAGAUGAACGAAGCACUCAGUGCGGAGCGAACCGAGGAGCUUGGAGGCUAGAGGAGGUAAAUAAGGGGUGGAGUAGUUGGAUGGUGAGCGCGAGCUAUGAGACUAUGACCGGGCGGAGGGAACGAGGGGAUGUAGAGGAUCGUCUGGAGGCUGCUGGACGAGAGAUCGCAAGUCAAGACGACCACUUAGGAGUACAGAAGCACUACGCGGAAGGAACGCGAGCGUCUGGACGAGGGGAUGGACUCACCCGUAGUCUCUGUGCGGCAAACGGUGCAGCUCGUACCGACCGGGUUUGGAAAGUGUUGCCUCAGACGCAAGAGGACGACGGUGGUACAAUUGGUCGCGGCGUCGGGGAAGCGGAGGAAGGAGGUGAGAGUCAGCCGAGGAUGAGGACCGCUACUGGUGUGGCUGAGCACAGGGAGUGCUGCGGCGGGAAGGAUAAGCCGUCGCAGGCCGAGAUAUUCACGAAGGAACCGAACGUGUUUAUGCAGGGUAUCCACGGCAUGGCGAACCCUCAAGUCGCAGACGUAGCGCGCACCCUUUCACGUAUCCUCAAGUCGGUUAUGGUCCUAUUAGCGGGUGCACUGGCGUGCAGCGGCAUCUGGCGACAUAUGAUGAAGGCCGUGUCAGGGCAUCUGGAUCGCGCUGCGGAGGGGACCACGUACGAGGAUCUGAGCCGCAGGGAACACGACUCGGAUGCGAAUCUCAAGAGGUUGUCGACGGGAACGCCAAACACGAGAGCUGAUCGGACGGAUCAGUGCCAGGAGGCGACGGGGGUAUCCCAGCGAUCCGAGGAGGACGGCAGACGCGGGGACCCGUACAGCUCCGAAGGAUCGAAGGCAGACGACUCAGUGGCGAGCCAAGUGUCUACCGAGGCAGAAGUGAGCGGCGCAACAACCGACGAAGGAGAACGAACCAGGGCACAGAGGGAGAGCGGAUCGAUCAAGCGCGCGCGGCGGAAGAAGGCAGACUGCGGGCUGUGUGCAGCAGUUGAGCCCGAGUCGUUGCGGAGAGAAGCGUCGGUUUACCCAGUGCUGAGGUAA
Fomitopsis serialis is the source of this 3048-nucleotide messenger RNA. RefSeq lists its product as uncharacterized. Lineage: Eukaryota; Fungi; Basidiomycota; Agaricomycetes; Polyporales; Fomitopsidaceae. The record is from RefSeq and is a predicted model, not a curated record. Bases 1 to 3048 code for a protein of 1015 amino acids. The transcript has 4 exons.